Messenger RNA from Ctenopharyngodon idella (grass carp), 1277 nucleotides. Its product is annotated as histone H2A-like. The record is from RefSeq and is a predicted model, not a curated record. The transcript has a single exon. Gene Ontology annotation, cellular component: nucleosome. Bases 448 to 936 code for a protein of 162 amino acids. NCBI's taxonomy places the organism in Eukaryota, Metazoa, Chordata, Actinopteri, Cypriniformes, Xenocyprididae. Gene Ontology annotation, molecular function: structural constituent of chromatin; DNA binding; protein heterodimerization activity.
CAAGAUGUGAUUUGGACUCCUGUAAUCAGAACAUAGUUUAUAAACCGUUUCUACAUAUAAGAAAUUGAUUAUAAGCUUUUAUGUGUUCACAGUGAUCAAUCCAAAUGCGAUGUUGUAGAACUAAGUACAGACAGAAUAUUUACACGCAACACUCCGCUGGAAAAUUGUAACAAUACAACAGUGAAAACACUCCAAUAUUACAACAGGAACAUAAUACUGUACAGUAUCAGAUCAACGUGCACAGAAUAUACAGUCUGAAAGGUGUAGCACUUUUGGUAGGAACGGCGAACAAUAUCCAUUUUUGUACUUGUAAGUUUUCUAUAACAAAUAUUUCAGUGGUUUCAUCCCCGUCACAAAAACGUAUGCAUAAUUAUUCCCGCCAGAAAGGGGGUUGGGCUUUGGAGGGAAGUUCAGUGAUUGGUUUGAAUCUUUAUAGACUCUAAACCAAUGGGUGACUGGCACUCUUGUUUAAAUACUGUAAGUGGAGCCACGGAAACUCAUUCUUUUACUAAAGUCUGCAAAGCUUGUAGUAAAUUAUCUGGACUGAAAAUGAGUGGAAGAGGUAAAACCGGUGGCAAAGCAAGAGCCAAGGCUAAGACUCGCUCAUCCAGGGCAGGACUGCAGUUCCCCGUUGGCCGUGUUCACAGGCUUCUCCGCAAAGGCAACUAUGCUGAGCGCGUCGGUGCUGGUGCUCCUGUUUAUCUGGCGGCUGUGCUCGAGUAUCUUACCGCUGAGAUCCUGGAGUUGGCUGGAAAUGCCGCUCGGGACAACAAGAAGACCCGCAUCAUUCCCCGUCAUCUGCAGCUGGCGGUGCGUAACGACGAAGAGUUGAACAAACUUCUGGGCGGAGUGACCAUCGCUCAGGGUGGUGUGCUGCCCAACAUCCAGGCUGUGCUGCUGCCCAAGAAGACCGAGAAACCCGCCAAAUCCAAAUAAACAGAUUCAGUCGGUUUCAUUGAAACCCAAAGGCUCUUUUAAGAGCCACCCAUUUUAUCUGAUAGAGAGCGCUUUUCUUUGUUAACAUUUACAGGCAUAAACCCGUUUGAUUGAGGGGGAGAAAAAAAGUCCUAAGCCAAUCAAAUGUAUGAUUGCUCUGCAUUAACGAUUACAAAUAAUAUCGUAUAAACCCAUAUGUAUGCGUUCUUGUUAUAAGGGCAUUAUGAUCCCCUGAUGUUUCUGUAGAGAUAGUUCUUUAGGAGGCGUGUAGGAUUGCCACCCAUGUCUCCUAAUAUUAAAAGUUAUGUCUGCCAGGUUCUGCUAAUGUACUGUAUGUUAUU